AACAUCCGGCUGUAGCUUCUCAACAUAAACAGAAAUGGCGGAGGCAGCAGCAGCGUCUACCGUGGCUCCUUCAGUAACAGGAGGUUGGACAAAACACGUAACCUGCAGGUAUUUCAUGCAUGGUCUUUGCAAAGAAGGAGACAGCUGUCGAUACUCUCAUGAUCUUUCAAGCAGCAAACCUGCAGCCAUGAUAUGCAAGUUCUUUCAGAAGGGAAACUGUGUGUUUGGAGAUCGCUGCAGGUUUGAACACAGUAAACCCAUAAAGAAAGAGGAGCUGCCAAACACCCAGACGCUGCCGCUGGCCUCUGUCUCCCAGGCCGACCCGGCUGACCCAACCGACCCGGCUGACCCAGAACCAAGGGACAUGUCGCCUAGGUCAGGGGCUCAGGACUGGGUCAACGCUGCAGAGUUUGUUCCAGGACAGCCGUACUGUGGACGAGCUGAGCCAGUGAAAGUGGAGAGCUCGGCCCCACUCAUUGAGGAGUUUGACAGCGACGCAGGCCCAGACAACAAAGACCUGAGGAAGCAGCUCUGUCCGUACGCUGCUGUUGGAGAGUGCCGCUAUGGAGUCAACUGUGCUUAUCUCCAUGGUGACGUGUGUGACAUGUGUGGCCUGCAGGUCCUCCAUCCCAGUGACAGUUCCCAGCGCUCAGAGCACACCAAGGCGUGCAUUGAAGCUCAUGAGAAAGACAUGGAGAUUUCUUUUGCCAUCCAGCGCAGUAAGGACAUGAUGUGUGGUGUGUGUAUGGAGGUCGUGUUCGAGAAGUCCAACCCAAGCGAGCGUCGUUUCGGGAUCCUCUCCAACUGCAGCCACUGCUACUGUCUGAAAUGCAUUCGCAAGUGGAGGAGUGCCAAGCAGUUCGAGAGCAAAAUUAUCAAGUCCUGUCCAGAGUGUCGAAUCACAUCCAACUUUGUCAUCCCGAGUGAGUACUGGGUGGAGGACAAAGAGGACAAGCAGAAGCUAAUCCAGAAAUACAAAGAUGGCAUGGGGAGUAAACCAUGUCGGUACUUCGAUGAGGGUCGUGGAACUUGUCCUUUUGGCUCAAACUGCUUCUACAAACACGCCUUCCCUGAUGGACGUCUAGAGGAAGCUCAGCCGCAGAGAAGACAGACUGGAUCCAAUAACAGGAACCGGAACUCGAGGCGGACGCCACUGUGGGACAUCUUUGACGAGAGAGAAAGCACCGACUCGUUCGACAACGACGACGAGGAAAUGGUGACGUUCGAGCUGAGUGAGAUGCUUCUCAUGCUGCUUGCUGCAGGAACCGACGACGAAGUGACGGAUUCAGAGGACGAAUGGGACUUGUUUCACGAGGAGCUCGACGAUUUCUAUGAGAUUUACCUAUAGCGGCUCCCUCUUAACCACACCACCCAUAUACUCUAGACAUUAGAAUGGACUGUCUUGUGUGAGUGAUGGACAGUAGCUUCCCCUCUGUAUUGUGGCAGUGCCUUUAAGCAGGCCAUGAAUAAUAAAUGAACUUAUAAAAACUAAAAAAAAAAAAAAAAAAAUCCACCUCCGUGCGCUCGUGCUAAACAUUUUAUAGACCUCUAUCCUUGUGAGUCUUUCUUGCGUGGUUUAUUAAAUACAAAAUGAGAAAAAGAAGUCAAUAUAAAAUCUAACUAAAGUAACCAUUAAGAAAUUGCUAAGACAUUGUCCAGUUUGUUUGUGGGUUUGACUUGUUUAUCAUCUAUCCAGGUAUUUGUACAUACUUCUGAGACUCUGCACUUGAACUUACUCAGCACCGUUUACUGUAACUCAGAUGGGCAUGUUGUAAGACUUUACAUAUGGUUGUUGAAGGCCGGGACUUCUUUUCUGUCUGUUUAUAAAGCUGCUGAUGUUUAAUAAAUUUACCAUAAUCACUU
Poecilia reticulata (guppy) is the source of this 1863-nucleotide messenger RNA. It is a transcript of the gene mkrn1, whose product is annotated as makorin, ring finger protein, 1. Gene Ontology annotation, molecular function: metal ion binding; ubiquitin protein ligase activity. The record is from RefSeq and is a predicted model, not a curated record. Lineage: Eukaryota; Metazoa; Chordata; Actinopteri; Cyprinodontiformes; Poeciliidae. Gene Ontology annotation, biological process: protein polyubiquitination.